UGUUUCUCAUUUUAACAGAAAUAAUCCUCACGCUAUGAAUAACUUUUGUCAAUUUGUAUAGUCUAUGUAGAAUGAUUGCAAUAUUUAAUAUGUGUUGUCAGAAGACACAAAUUUGCCAAAAAAGUGUACGAAAAUGCUUCCACUUUUCAAGGAAUUUUUGCUGUUUGUCGCGAAGAACAUAUGCAACUCAUUAUGACACACUUGGUAUAUCCAGUGAUGCAAAGUCAUCUGAAAUAAAAGAAGCAUACAUCAAGAAAACCAAAGAACACCAUCCUGAUACUGGACAAUCGGAUAAUGUAGAUGAUUUUCUGAAAAUUUCUGAAGCUUAUGAGGUGUUGAGCAAUCCGUCCACAAGAAGACAAUAUGAUUUCCAGCAAUAUGGAAAAUCAUCCGAUUAUAAUAGAUUUAAAUCCGGAGAAUAUAAUAUACCAAGGCAUGACCCCGAGUUUGAUAGAGCUCUAAGAUAUCAAAACAAAAAGGCGUCAAAAUCCCAUUCUGAAUCCAGAUCAUUUGAUGAUGAGCCAAUAAAAAUGGCAUUAUCUGGUAAUGCCAGAGUAAUAUUAGACUAUUUAUUAGCUGCUCUAAUAUCAAUAAGUGUUGCUAUUAUUUAAUAAGUCGCCAUCAAAGGACAAAAAGUGAGCAAUCAAAAGAGAACGAAGAUUAAAUUUUAAUGCUUAUUAUAGGAGGCGCAGUUCUUACCACUUCAUGGCAGCUCCUGCCACGAACGAGCCGCGGCAGCUCUUGCCAUGGUUUUAUAGCGCUAUUCAGUAAUCAGUA
Messenger RNA from Styela clava, 777 nucleotides. NCBI's taxonomy places the organism in Eukaryota, Metazoa, Chordata, Ascidiacea, Stolidobranchia, Styelidae. The record is from RefSeq and is a predicted model, not a curated record.